Molecule: messenger RNA, 498 nt
Organism: Lactuca sativa (garden lettuce)
Lineage: Eukaryota; Viridiplantae; Streptophyta; Magnoliopsida; Asterales; Asteraceae
Source: RefSeq, a predicted model, not a curated record
AUGGAUUUUUUGAAAAAAAAACUCACUAACCAAUACCACUACCACCCACCACCACCACCGCCCACUACCAUCACCACUGCCCCCACCCACCACCCACAAAAACCAUUACCCACCACCAUCACCACCACCCGCCAUCGCCAACUACAACCACCAUCCACCAUCACCACCACCUGCCAUCACCACCCCCAUCCACCGCAACCAUCACCCACCAUCAUCACCACACCACCCCCAACACCUACCACAUACCACCACCACCGACCUCCACAAUCACCCAUCACCACCACCCGCCACCAUCACACCCACCCACCAGAUUCCUUACUUACCACCCACCAUUAUGACCACCACUUGCCACUACCACCACCUACCAGCCACCACCACCCCCACCACCUAUCACCACCACCCGCCACCAUCACUACCACGCACCACCCAUCACCCGCAACCACCACCCACGCACCUCCACGCACCUCACUACCACUCACCUACCACCCACCAUUAUGA